CUUAGCAGUUAGCAGUAGCACAAAAUUUACAAGUAAAAACAUCAAAACCACAUGGUAACAAACAAACAAUCAUGAAAACUAAAGGACCUCAACAAGAAAGAAUCUCCCACUAGUCCACAACUCUGUCUGCAGAAACGAGAAAUGUGUGCCACAUUUCCUUUUAUUAAUGCAGUGUCACUAACGAACCGGCGUUGAGUCAUUAUCCAUUUUUGUCUAAAAUUACUAUUUUAAUACCCCAUAAGUUGUUGUGUAGGACCACUUCGCAUAUUUUUUUUCUUUGUCGGUGUGUCGCCGUGGAACACAAAUGACCACUCAAUCUCCGAGGCAAAAGGAACAACACAACACUCAUAAGGCCCACAUGGAAAAAAUUUGUAACACUUGUGGUGAUAUAGGUUUUCAAGAUGCAAUUGUUACCUGCUAUCAGUGUAAAGAUGUUCAAGUUCAUCAGUACUGCAUGAUGCGCUAUUGUGAACAUGCACCAGAGGGUUGGUGUUGUGAAGACUGUGAUAAUGGCAAGGGGGUAAUGUCUUCAUCACAUGGACUAGAAAAUGAGUAUUCUGAGGGAUCCAAGUUACAUGCCUCUGCAAAGAUUUGUCAGAGUACUGUGCAACCAAAGAAACGUACGACGUUUCCUGGUGGGCAUUCUAUUAACUGGGAAAAGGAGGUACAGACUGGGAAAACGAGAUAUCUACCUGUUGAAGAAGCACUUGGUCUAUCAUCAGGCGUCAAGAAAUAUGGAUGUCCGCUGAAAAUUACUGGCUCUUCAAGAGUCGUGAAAACCAAAUCCAUGGCAGCCAUAACUCGAGGGAAUUUUAACAUGCCUAGAGCUCAAAUUUCAAAUUCCAUUCCUGAGAAGAGUACAGUGCAGCGUUCUUUAGGAUCAGCAGGAUAUACGAAACCUCAGAAUCUUCAAAAUGCCAAAAUCACUGAACAGAGCAAAAAACCAGUACAAUCAUCUAAAUGUUCUGGUGGUUCUAUCAUUCUGGAGCUUAGGAGUCCUGAUGCUGUGAAUGCGAGUCGAAUGAUGAUUCCACCUAUGACGCACCCUUGUGAUCCUGCUCGAGUUCCUUCCUGGGAGGGAAGUUUUGACAUCUUAGGUGCUAUGGAAUUUGCACCUGGGAUGUUCAAUAAUUGUAUCCAGGCUUAUCCUCCUUCCAGAAUUAGACGUAAGGUGUAUGAGUUCUCAAGGAUAUUGCCUGAUGCUCUUAAAUUUGAACUAGUGCCGCGUGGGGAUAUCUGGACAAGUCUAUUCAACAAUCAUUGUCCGGGUAAAGAAGAUAUUGGACUGUAUUUCUUUGCAAGUCAGAGAGAAAGGUCUGAGCUAUAUAUUUCUCUGGUGGAGUUCAUGCGUAUCAGAGAUUUGGUGAUGAGAACGCUUAUAAAUGAUGUUGAGCUGCUUGUACUUGCAUCCACAGCCCUGUGCAGUGAUUCUCAAAGAUGGAACAGCGAGAACUUCCUGUGGGGACUAUUUUACCGCGUGAGACAAGAUACAGUCGGAUAUGCUGAAGGGGGCAGCAAUGAAGUGAUUGAUAUGGAGAUAGACAUGAUAGGGGGGGAAGAUGUCUGUACAGCCAAUGAGGUUGACUUGGAGGGUUAUCAAGAUGAGGUUGACAUGGAGAUAGACAUGAUGGCUGGAGAAAAUGUAGGUAUUCCGGACAAUGUUGUCUCAACAACUACUUCCAGAAAUGGCUUUGCUAGAUCUUUAAAAGAAACUGUUACUGCUGCUACCUGCGAUCGGUCUGAAUCAGUUACUCCUCUGGUCUCAAGAUCCUCCGAGGGUUGUAAGGAACUGCCUCAACUAAUCAAAAGGGAGCCUGUUGAUGACUUUCCUCCAGGUUUUAUUCCGCUUUUAACUCCUACUAAAUGAGCGGCAUCAAAUCAUGGUUGCUGCCAGCUUCUUGUAAAUAUCACUGUUUAGUUUCAAUCAAGUUCAUUAGGUAUUGGACUAGCUAAGAUGUUUGAGUCUGAUAAUUAGAUGGAAAAUUGUUGUAAGUACUUCUGUUGUUACUAAUUGUUGUAAGUACUUCUGUUGUUACUAACUUUUGUUAAUGAAAUCAGCAAGUAGGUCUAGUUUGUGAAUUUGUUGGUUGGCUA
Molecule: messenger RNA, 2094 nt
Organism: Lycium ferocissimum
Lineage: Eukaryota; Viridiplantae; Streptophyta; Magnoliopsida; Solanales; Solanaceae
Exons: 7
Coding region: 305-1867 (520 amino acids)
Source: RefSeq, a predicted model, not a curated record